This is a messenger RNA of Salvia splendens (bonfire salvia), 1437 nucleotides long. RefSeq names its product transcription factor IIIA. Bases 146 to 1222 code for a protein of 358 amino acids. Lineage: Eukaryota; Viridiplantae; Streptophyta; Magnoliopsida; Lamiales; Lamiaceae. The record is from RefSeq and is a predicted model, not a curated record. Gene Ontology annotation, molecular function: DNA-binding transcription factor activity; 5S rDNA binding. Gene Ontology annotation, biological process: regulation of transcription by RNA polymerase II. The transcript has 6 exons. Gene Ontology annotation, cellular component: nucleus; nucleolus.
AAAAUUACCCCUCGUUUCCAAUUAUGUACUCUAUUAGCCUAACCUCUCUCUUCCAAAAUUACCCCUCUCGUUUCUAUUAUAUUCAACCCUAACCUCUCUCUUCUUUUAGCUCGCCCUUGUCAUAAUCGACACCUAAACAGCUUCGAUGGCGGUGGACGAAGUAGAUAAAGCGCGCGAUGCAAUCUUCCGAGACAUCAGGAGAUAUUACUGCGAGUUCUGCGGAAUUUGCCGAUCGAAGAAAACUCUGAUCGCCGCUCACAUCCGUACUCACCACGAGGAAGAAAGUAAGAAGGAGCUGAACGAAGAAAAGGAGCAUGGCGAGAAACUGAAUGUGUGCGAACACUGUGGUGUGAGCUUUCGGAAACCUGCCCUUCUGAAGCAGCAUAUGCAGAGCCAUUCACUCGAGAGGCCUUUUAUUUGCCCGUUGGACGACUGCCACUCCAGUUACAGAAGGAAAGGUCACUUGACCAGACACAUGCUUCAGCAUGAAGGAAAACUGUUUGAAUGUACUUUUGAGGGCUGCAAUAAGAAUUUUACGUUACAGGGUAAUAUGACAAGACAUGUCAAGGAGUUCCAUGAUGAAUCUGCUUCUGCUGAAGUUAAGCAACAUGUCUGCUCAGAGCACGGAUGUGGGAAGGUCUUUAAAUAUCUCUCGAAAUUGAAAAAGCAUGAGGAUUCUCAUGUUAAGCUGGAUUCGGUGGAGGCAUUCUGUGCAGAACCAGGCUGUAUGAAAUACUUUUCCAAUGAGCAGUGCCUCAAGGAGCAUAUUCGGUCUUGCCAUCAACACAUUAUGUGUGAUCAAUGUGGCACAAAGCAGCUAAAGAAAAACAUCAAGCGUCACAUGCGCAUGCAUGAAGAAGGGCCUUCCUUGGAGAGGAUCAAAUGUAGUUUCAAGGGCUGCAUGCUAACAUUUUCAAAUACAUCAAAUCUCAAUCAACAUAUAAAGGCUGUGCACCUGGAACUAAAACCAUUUGUCUGUGGCAUGCCCGGUUGUCAUGAGAGAUUUGCGUUCAAACACGUGAGGAACAGGCAUGAACAAACUGGGUGCCACAUCUAUACUCGCGGAAAUUUUGAAGAAUCUGAUGAGCAAAUCUGGUCAAGGCCUAGAGGUGGCAGGAAAAGGAAGUACCCGGUCAUUGAGACACUGUUGCGUAAAAGGAUUGUUCCGCCUAGUGAAUCUGAGCUUGCCAGCAAUGACGAGCAUAAUAACUCAUCAUGUUAAUCCAUUUGCUUAGAUGUAUCUCCACGGUAGCUGACUCUCUUAAGUAUCUUGGAAUUAGGAUAUGUGUAUGAUCCUAUAGAUCGCACGUAGUAUAUAAAAUGUUAAUUAGUGAAGGUUUGGGCAGAAAGCAUAUGUAUUGCUAAGAUUUUGCCUAGUAGGUGCAAUGGGUUUGUAUAUGUCUUUGAUGGUGCAAUAUAAGUUCUAACUUCUAAUUA